AUGCCAUCGGUUCCACGUGUUGAUCGCCUCAAACCCAUUUACACAGCCGCAAAAGCUCUGAACUUUGGAUGGCGAUUUUCUGAUUUUCUGAAAAUUCCGGCUUAUAAUGGAAUCUCGCGUUACACCAACCAACUUCAUCGCAUCACUGUCAGGUUUUGCAAACAAAGUGAAUCCAGUGUCGGAGUUCGCAAUUUUAUUGAGAAUCAACUCGUUGAAAUCGGCCGUAAAAACCCAUCAGUUGUGAUCUAUGCCCAGCCUGUGCGAAACUCGAACCCAUCAAUCCGCGCAGAAUAUGGAAAUGGUCGGACUCUACAGAUCAAUGCAAAAAACAUGACACAAGACGAAGUGAGCAAAGAUGUGCAUUUGUUAUUCUCAAGAAGCGGCGAACCAGUUGUGAAGCUAGAGAGUCGUCAAAGUGCAUUGGUUCCUUCUAUUCAAGGUCAAUGGACACCGAUAACAUGGCUUCCAACAGAAAUGAACACGGAACAACUUCCAGCGAAACAGUUCUCAAAGCACAAGUCAACGGCAACGUCGGCGACGGAAUAUAUUCUUCAAAAUCCACCAAAAUAAGCAAUAAUCCGUUAUUUUAUAGUUGUUUUCAUUUAUUCGUUGUUUUCUUUUGAUUUUUUGACAAUAUUAUUAGUAAUAAAAUUUAGUGUUCAG
Molecule: messenger RNA, 663 nt
Organism: Caenorhabditis elegans
Lineage: Eukaryota; Metazoa; Nematoda; Chromadorea; Rhabditida; Rhabditidae
Gene: mrpl-34
Product: Large ribosomal subunit protein mL43
Exons: 2
Coding region: 1-570 (189 amino acids)
Biological process (GO): mitochondrial translation
Cellular component (GO): mitochondrion
Molecular function (GO): structural constituent of ribosome
Source: RefSeq, marked reviewed